AUGGUCAGUGAAGAGAUGCAGCAACAUAGUGUGAUUUCUCGACAAUGUUUUCAGUUUUCGUGUCCAGUUAGGACUAUGGAAGAAACUUUUCCCACCUUUCAAGUGCUAACCCCGCACAUGCUGGCGGAAAAAAACAGGAAAACUAUGAGGAUGUCCAAUGAGAAUAAGAUAUUGUUUGUUGCUGUUACUCACUGGCGGCCUGCCCCAAAAUCUACAUUAGUUGGAGCAAUACGCGAAUGGAAGAUGCUUUUUAUUUAUUUAUUCACAUACACCAAUGGUGCACCAGAAAAGAAAGAUAAAAAAAUGGAACACACUUUGUCUGAGUCAGAGAAUAUAUUAUCGAAAAAUCAGGGUUCGGACAGCCAAAUUAGCCCGAGACAUAAGGAAUACGUUGGAACUAGAGACGAAUCUGACGGGGGACCUCAAGCAGGAGAGUUCACCAACUUUCGUGAUCCUCAAAAGACUGACUACCACAAUCUAGACAAGCGGCAGUCAAGACCAAACCUACCAAAAGAUGAGAAGCUCAACAAGAGGAGGUUAUUCAGAAAUGAUUUAGAAAGGAGGUAA
This is a messenger RNA of Necator americanus (New World hookworm), 567 nucleotides long. RefSeq lists its product as uncharacterized. Bases 1 to 567 code for a protein of 188 amino acids. The transcript has 5 exons. The record is from RefSeq and is a predicted model, not a curated record. Lineage: Eukaryota; Metazoa; Nematoda; Chromadorea; Rhabditida; Ancylostomatidae.